Vairimorpha ceranae is the source of this 594-nucleotide messenger RNA. RefSeq lists its product as hypothetical. Bases 1 to 594 code for a protein of 197 amino acids. The record is from RefSeq and is a predicted model, not a curated record. NCBI's taxonomy places the organism in Eukaryota, Fungi, Microsporidia, Nosematidae. The transcript has a single exon.
AUGUUUUUUUUUCAGAAUGUUUUAGAUACUGCCAAUCCUUUUAAAAUUAACCAAUUUUAUUUUCAAAUUUACUUAAGCAAAGAUAAUAUCUUAAAAUUUUAUAUUCCUACAAUGUCGUUAGAUAACAUGUUUAAUUCUCCAUUUCAUAUUGUAUUUAGACAGCAUUGUGAAGAUCAAAACAAAAUAAUAAGCUCACAAAAACAAAAAAUAUUUUUAUCUUAUUUGUUAAAUAACAGAGACAAAAUAAUUUCGAAUUCUAAGCGACUCCUUAAUGAUCUUACAGAAAAUCCUAAAUCAAGAUUUCUUCGCUCUUUGAAAGAAAAAGACUACAUUUUAACAUUUUUUGAUAGAAAUUAUGAUAAGACUAUAAAAUUUUUCAAAUGUUUAAUUUUACUAUUACAAGAAAGCGAUAAACUUUCGAAAGCAAAACUAUUUAACUUUUUUAUAAAUUUUAUUAAGGAAAACUUAAAUGAGAUUUGGCAGUAUAGGCUUGGACAAUCUGGCAUGGACUUAAAUACUUUUAAAGAUCUUCAUCUAUUAAAUUGCUUUUUUAUGGAUAUACAAAACUUAUUACGGUUAGUUUCUUUCCCGUAA